Tetrahymena thermophila SB210 is the source of this 2895-nucleotide messenger RNA. Its product is annotated as tubulin-tyrosine ligase family protein. Gene Ontology annotation, biological process: protein modification process. The record is from RefSeq and is a predicted model, not a curated record. NCBI's taxonomy places the organism in Eukaryota, Ciliophora, Oligohymenophorea, Hymenostomatida, Tetrahymenidae. Gene Ontology annotation, molecular function: ATP binding. The transcript has 7 exons.
AUGAAUUAUAUGCAAGUUUGUUAAUAGGCUUAAGAAACCAACAAAAAUGCAAUAUAUUAAAAUACUAAUCCUGUUCUGAGAUACUCUGCUAAUGUUAACGAAAUAGAGAAUUAUAGAUAAGCAGAGAGGAGGAAUCUUCAUAAUUAUUCUAUAAAAAAUAGAAUAUCCAAAUCCCCUCCUUUCCAAAAAGAAAGAGAUGAUCAAAAUUCGCUUAAAAAAAAUAUGAUUAUGAAGCUGAAUGAGUAAUAAAAUAGUGAAUAAGAAGAAGAAAAUAAAUACUUUUAACAAACCAAUAGAAUUUUUAAAUUACCAUUAAUGGAUAAGUGCAAUAAUAAUAGGCCUUUUAGUUAUUCAAAAAUAUCUCCAAAAUUUCAUAAGAAGAAUAAGGAUAUAUAAUUAUAAACUUUAACUGAUAGGAGAUAAAGUAAUCAAGAUGUUUAAUAAAUGGCAGAACCUCUAACUCAAAUAAUAAAUAGCAAUUAAUUAAUUUUUAAGGUAGCUUUAGGGAAGUAGAACUUUGAGAAAAUAAAAUCUUUAGAAAGGUAGAGCUUAGUAUAGCAGUAAGAUCAAAGGAGUGGCUCAAAAAAUUAAGAAAAUAAAAAAUCAGCUUGUACAUAACAAUAAAACCAAGAAUUUCCCUCUGACUUGAUCAGAUUAUAAUUAACUAUGAAUCCAUCCAACUCUUAAUCUUCUAAAAUUUUUUUUAUGCAAAAUAAUGGAUAAGUAUCACUUUAAUAGCUAACUAGAAACUCUUAAUAAAAUCAAAUAAAGACUUUUUAAAAGAUAAAAACAUUUUAUGAAGGCAAGUAAUCUUACUCACCUAAAAGAGGAACUUUAAAUUAUUCAGAAAAUGGCAUACAAGGAGUUAAAAUCACUUAAUAGCUUCCAGUUUAUAGCACUAAAUUUUAAAAUAAUAAAAACUAAAAAUUUCAAAGUCACUUUCGAACUCCAAAAAACGAUGAAUAUUCUGAAAAUUUAUAAGAAGAAAUACUUAAAAAGUAAUCAGCUUCCAUGAACCAAACAUAACUUUAAGUAAAUUAAAAUAGCAUGAAUAAACUAUUCAUUGAAGAUUAGAUACAAAAUUUUCAUAGUACUGUGAAGGCAAAAAUAAAAAAUUAAAACAAUUUUAAUGGAGAAAUUUCAUCUAAUUAAUAAUUUUAGAAAAAGAAAAAAUCGUUUUAGCAGACAGUGGAAAAUUAUAACUCUUAAAAUCUUAUUUAGAGAAUAUAUUCAACAAGUAUAUUUGAAGAGACCUACCUAAAAGUUUUUAUUGGAGCAGGGAAUAACAGUUCUCUAAUUAAAUAUAUUUCAGGGUAGAGAUGGUGGUUUGAAAUAUAUGAUAUGAAUGAUAAAAUAAAUCCCUCUAUAUUUAGUGCAGAUUCUUCUGUCUAUUCAGAUUAGGUUAAGAAGGACAGCAGGAGUCAUUCAUUUUCAAGAUAUUUAGGUGAGCUCAUAUGGACACAAAUUAAAUAGAAUGAUAUCAUAAAUGACAUGCCUACAUUAUCAGAGUUAAAAUAAUUGAAAAAUGAAUAAAUUUAAUGUAAAAAGUAACAAACACUUGAUUCAACUUAGUCAACAUCAUGUUAAACAGUUGAUUAAAAAUCACUUUCUUAAAUAGAAAUGAAAGAUUCAAAAGAAAAUAAAUCAGUAACUAAAACAUAUGAAAACCUUUCAAGUGAAGCAAAAGAUAUUGAAUCAAUAUAAUUGAAAGGUUAAAAUGAUUAGAAGGAUAGAUAAAUAUUCAAAAUGUUAAAUACACCUUCAAUAAGGAUUUAUAAUCACUUUGAAUGUAACUAUCAGAUCUGUAAUAAAAAAAAUAUGUAUUACAACCUAAAAGAGCUGUAUGAAAAGAGGGGAGAAAAUUUAUUAUUUGAAAGAAUCCCAUACACAUUUCAUGUUAAAAAAGCCUCAAUGAAAGACUCAGCCUUUGCUUAGUUCUCUAAAUAUUAUAACAAAAUUUAAAAUGGAAUAUAGCUAUAAUAGAAGAAAAAUUCAGAAAAAUGCUGCAAGAAUAUUUGGAUAGUAAAGCCUGCUGAAAACACAAAUAGAGGUACAGGGAUAUUUGUAAGCAGAGAAAUAGCUGAAAUUAAGCAAUUUAUUAGCUAAAACACUAGAACUUAAUCAGCACAUCAUGGUUCUGCUAAUGAAAGGAAGGGAAGCCCAAAAUUAAAAAAUAAAUAAGUUAAGCAUACAUAUAUAAUAUAAAAAUAUAUCGAAAAUCCUCUACUUUAUUAGAAAAGAAAGAUAGAUAUAAGAUGUUAUAUUCUUCUAACUAAUUACAAUGGAAUAAUCAAAGCAUAUUGGUAUAAAGAAGGCUACAUAAGAACAUCUUCAAAGGAGUUCACAACAAAAAACCUUAAAAAUAAUUUUAUACACUUAACAAAUGAUGCAAUUUAAAAGCAAUAAGAAGAUUAUGGUAGGUAUGAAUUAGGGAAUAAAAUAUCAUACAAAGAAUUUCAAAGAUAUUUAGACUCUUAAACUGAAUAUAAAAUUAAUUUUAUGUAGAUGAUAAUCCCCCAAAUGAAGUCAUAUGCAUUAGACUGUGUCAGAAGCAUUUUUACUAAAAUUGACCCAAAUAGGAGACAAUUUAGCUUUGAAUUGUUUGGAUUGGAUUUUAUGAUAGAUGAUGAUUUGAAAGUUUGGUUAAUUGAAGUGAAUGCUAAUCCUUGUUUGGAAUAAUCAUGUCCACUACUCACAAAGAUAAUUCCUCCUCUGAUUCACAAUACUUUAAAGAUAGCAGUUGACCCUUUAAGUUAAGGGCUAAGCAUAGAUAACUGGAACUUAGAUAAAAUUGAGCAUUUUAGUAAGUAUUACCAAAACGAAACAGAUAAAUUUGAAUGUAUUUUUGAUGAACUCAAAGAUGGGGAAGAAAUUUAUAAAUUAUAUGAAAACUGA